GGAGCUGCCAUUGGCUGGUUAGUCCUAUAUAAGGGCUGCAGUCAGGAGGCUGGCAACACAAGGCAGUCAGCUUCACAAUUGUCUUGAGUCUUGGAAAGGACCUGGGUUCACUCCACUGCAACUCUUGAUGGUUAAACAUCCUGGAAUGGCGAUCCUACUUCUUCUUUGUAUGUUGGCUGUGGCGGCAGUCCCAGCACAGGCGCAAUCAUGCAGCCAAACUUUUACUGCUAGAAGCGGAUUCGUGUCGUCUCCGUCAUACCCGAACCCGUACCCCAACAACCAGAACUGUACCUCCAUCAUCUGCGCCCCAGAGGGACAGCGCGUGACCAUCGUCAUCUUGACCUUUGAUACACAGUCUGGCACCAACGGCUGUGACCGGGACUAUGUUCAGAUUCGAGAUGGAAGUUCAGCCACGUCGCCUUCCUUGGGCACUUACUGCAACAAGUCCAUCCCUGCGGUGUUCAGGUCCGCCUACAACUGUCUGUACAUCAAGUUUGUAUCUGAUUCCUCUGUAUCAGGGACUGGAUAUUCUGCUAUUUACACUACAGGAUUCAAUCAACAAAAAUUUCUGCUCACGGCCAACAUACUUGUGGGCGCCAUUCACCGCCUCGAUCUCGACACCGGAAGCAACUUCAUCAUCCCACUGAGCGGCGUGCAGAGCCCUGUUGCUGUCGAUUACGACUAUGUCGAGGACCGCCUCUACUGGACAGAUGGGAAGGAGAAAACGAUCAACUCUGCUUCCCUCAACGGAAGUGACGUCAGAGUGGUCCGCAAUCUUGGCCCAAGCGCAGUGCCUGAUGGUCUCGCUGUGGACCAGAAGUCCAGGCUUCUCGUCUACACGGAUGCUGGCAACAAGCUCAUUGCGAUGAUGACGAUGAGCGGCAACAAGUACAAGACCAUCGUCAACACUGGCCUCAACAACCCGCGAGAUGUGGAGCUGGACAAGCGCAAUGGCAAGAUUUACUGGGGCGACUGGGGGGUCUCCCCUAAGAUAGAGCGAUGCAACUAUGAUGGCACCGGCCGGCAGGUUCUGGUCUCAGCAGCUCAGGGCAUCGGUUGGCCAAACGCCUUGGCCCUGGACCCACUGGGUUUGACAGUGUUCUGGGGAGACGCUCAAACAGACAAGAUAGGUAUGACGAACGUUGAGAACCAGACCACGACAGUGAUUGUUUCCAUACCCUCAACACACAUCUUUGGCAUGGACCUUUACAAGAACAAUCUUUAUGUCACAGACUGGGGGGCAGCAGGUAACCUGGGGCUGACCUCAGCCAUUCACCGCAUCGCCAACAACGGAACUAGCGCAGCCACCAUCGGGAGGGUCCUCGGCCACCUGGCGGACAUCGUAGUGUAUGCGGAGGAUUCCGUGGACAGAGCGCCAACGGCUGUACUGUGAACAAUGGCGGAUGCACUGACAUUUGCAUUCCACUCCCAGGAGACAGCAAGAAGUGCAUCACUCCAGAUCCUUCUGUUCCAGCUCCAGGCCGCCGUAGAAGAAGGUCACCUGAGAACAUCAAUGAAGUUAUCACGACUCGACGCGUCGCAAGGAGCGUAUCGGAGGGCGAGGAAAAUGGUGGUGUUGUGAAGUACUCCGGUGAGGUUGACCUCGGUAUCCUGUCCCCUACAGAUUAGACAACACCCAGCCCUACUUCACCCCUGCUCGGGACACCCCGGUGAAGACAACCUUCAGAAAGACCCUUGGAAAGUCGUCGUGUUUACUCCUCCUUAGACCUCCUUCACACUUUUUGUACUCCACCAUUCAUGAGUUCUCCUUAGAAAUUUCCCAAAGGAGCUUGCUAAUAAAUCUUACGAAAGGAGAUGAUUUUUUAAAUAAAUUUUCCUCACUGUUUCAUUUGUUUUUUCACCGUACAAUUCAGAAAUGAAACUUUUUUAAAGGCUAUGUUAUUCUGUUUUAUCGUUGUAUUUAUCUCUAUUAAUAGUGCAUAUCCACAAGUCCACAUUACAAAAUUGCUUCCUAUUUGUUUUUUUUCUUUCCCGUCUGUAAAAAUAAAGCAUGAA
Messenger RNA from Pomacea canaliculata, 2016 nucleotides. RefSeq names its product low-density lipoprotein receptor-related protein 4-like. The transcript has 14 exons. Lineage: Eukaryota; Metazoa; Mollusca; Gastropoda; Architaenioglossa; Ampullariidae. Bases 128 to 1393 code for a protein of 421 amino acids. The record is from RefSeq and is a predicted model, not a curated record.